Messenger RNA from Eriocheir sinensis (Chinese mitten crab), 4099 nucleotides. Its product is annotated as neurotrimin-like. The record is from RefSeq and is a predicted model, not a curated record. Lineage: Eukaryota; Metazoa; Arthropoda; Malacostraca; Decapoda; Varunidae. Gene Ontology annotation, cellular component: neuron projection. The transcript has 12 exons. The coding region runs from base 1476 to 2984 and encodes 502 amino acids.
CGGCAGCAUCCGGAGGGGGAGUGUGCAUCCCGCUCCGCCUCUCAUCUCUGACUGGAAACUUUGACAUUGCCUCACACACCGCGCGCUCUCUCUAAAACUCUUCCCUUUCUCCUUCAGUCCUUCUUCGCCUCUGCCGUUUAGUUACUCUUCAGGCACAUAACCGCAUCUACAUCCUCUCCUUGUAACGAAGAUAGGGAGGUUUUGUUAUAAUGUAGAGAAGGGAACCGAUGUACUUUUACCGCAAACUGAUUUCAGCGGAUGUCGUGAAGUCGUGAAAAGUCUCUCGUUGCGUGACUCUGGUGCCUGGACGCCCAUACUAAGCCUCUCUCCGUCUGCCUUUCGUUCUGUGGCUAAGACUGAGAAGGUGGAUGAGAGACAGAGAGGUUGAAGAAAUUGAAAUACUAGAGGAAGAAAGAGAGAGAAUUACUGGGCGAGAGAAGACAAGCUGCAGAAGUUGAAACAGAGAAAGAGGAAGAUAAAGAAAGAAUUAGCGGGAGAGAGGAGAAGCUGAAAGAGAGGAAGAGGAAAGAAAAGGGAAAGAAAGAGUUGCCGAAUUUACAAGCGGAUGAGAAGAGAGAAGAGAUGAAGAACUUGAAAUAGAGGAAGAGAAGGAGAGAGAAGGCAAAAGUUACUGACAUAUAGAAGGGAGUGAGGAAAGCUGAAAAAAAGGAAGAGGAAAAGAGAGAAAUAAGUUAGCGAAUUACGAGCGGAAGAGAAGAGAAACUAAAAAAUAUAGAGAGGAAGAGGAAGAGGAAAAAAGGUUCUGAAGAAGUUGAUGAAGAGGAAGAAGUAACCGAAGGAGUUACUGAAUUAUCUUAACGUAGAAAUCAUCGUUUGCUUGCUAAAUAGUUGUGCCGAUAAGCGUUAUAUUAAGCGUUACGUUGACCAAGAAGAAAUAACGAUAUAGAGGAGAAAGUUUGGGUCACCUCUCACCUGCGUCACUUGAACAGUGGCUGACCAAGAAGCGGAUCCCAACCCUACCAGUAAUAUCUUGAGAAGUACCCCCCCCCCCUCUCCCUACCCCUUCCCUCUCAUCCCUCCACCCUCUCCUCUCCCCUCAAGUAACCUAGCCCCAAGUAAAUAGCCCCCAUUCAGACCCCCUUCGCUAGACAUCUCCACCCUGGGUUGUUCAGUAGCCCCACCGAACGAAGCCUCAAGAAGUAGCCUGUCCGGGACUCUCAUGGUAACUGAACGAAGAACUCGAUAAAGCCGCUGGUGGAAUGACAGAACCUAGAGGGAGAAAGAGGAAUCAAAUACUCCUUCAACCUCUUCGACUUCGACCUCAACCUCAAUCUCACUCCACCUUCGUCUGAGGAAAACCGUUCGUGGAGGUUGCAGCAAGUGGGAACCAGGAACGUGAUGUCCAUGGGCUCGAGGCUUCAAAGGGGACAGCGCGAACCCGUAUCGACUCGUUCUGUGCCUCGUUCGGACUGGGAGUGAGCGAGUGAGCGCGUCGAGAGAAGAACCGAGUCAAGAUGGCCCACUGCACGGAGGCUGUGUGGGGCAUGUUGAGCCUUAUGGUCAUGACGUCGCUUGGAGGCAGCAGCGAUGACAUUGGUCUGCUCCCGAGGUUCCUGAAGGACGUCCCUAACAUCACGGUGACGGUGGGACGCGAUGCCCUCCUGCCCUGCACCGUGGAGCAGCUCAGGGGCUUCAAGGUGGCGUGGGUGCAGGUGGACACACAGACGAUCCUCACCAUCCACAAGCAGGUGAUCACGAGGAACCCGCGGAUCGCGCUGCUGCACAACGACCAUCGCUCGUGGCACCUGGAGCUCAAGAACGUGAAGGAGUCCGACCGUGGCUGGUACAUGUGUCAAGUGAAUACCGACCCCAUGAGGUUCAAACAGGGAUACGUGGACGUUGUGGUGCCCCCGGACAUCAUCGACAAGGACUCCUCUGGGGACAUCACGGUGAGGGAGGGCCAGGACGUGACGCUGACGUGCCGUGCCGAGGGCCACCCCCCGCCUAACAUCACGUGGCGGCGGGAGGACAACAAGGACAUCAUCCUCCACAACAACCAGAGAGGCCGUACUACAGGAAGACCAUACCAAGGGACACCCGACUCACAGCCCUCCCUCUACGGCCUCACCAACAACAACAACCACAGCGAGGACAGGAACGCUCCACCGGGACACGAAGAAGACGAGAACGAGGCGAGAGGCGGCCACCACAGAGGCUGGACGCACGGGCUGGGGAACAAGGCGAAGACGGUGGAGGGGGGCACGUUGCUACUGAAGAAGGUGUCACGGCUACAGAUGGGGUCCUACCUGUGUAUUGCCUCCAACGGUGUCCCGCCCUCCAUCAGCAAGCGUGCUCAUCUGAAGGUUCAGUUUCCCCCGAUGACCUGGGUUCCGCAGCAGCUCGAGGGCGCCUACCCGGGCCAAGAGGAGAUGACCAUUGAGUGUCAGACGGAGGCCUUCCCGAAGAGCAUCAACUACUGGACGGGACCGAACGGGGAAAUGAUCGUGCCAGGCCCCAAGUUCGAACCGCUGGUGGUGGAGACGGCGUACAAGGUGGAGAUGAGACUCAAGAUUCGCGACGUGGAGACCCAGGACUUCGGGACGUACCGCUGCGUGGCCAAGAACUCGCUGGGGGAGACGGACGGGAGCAUCAGGGUGUAUGCGAUCACGCCCCCCAACUUCGACCUGAGCAGCGGGGUGACGGAGGUUAGCGGGGAGGGCAGCGGCGAGGUCGGCGGGGCGCGGGUCGGCCACUCCACAGCGACGCCCCCGUACAAGCAAGAGGGCGGCAGGUUCAAGGUUGGCCAGGCAGGGAAGGGACUGAACGAGGUGUCGGGAGAGUAUGACCCUAGCAAGGCGUACGGAGGGCGCGACCACGAGAAGGGACACUCACCCAUCUACGAGUACCCGCUGGAGGGCAUGCAGGACUUCGAGGGCACAGGCGGCGGCGUGACCUUCCAACCCUCUCCUUCCUUCCUGGUGGUGGUGCUGCUGGGGCUGGGGCUGGCCGUCGGGAGGCUAUAGAAGGAGGGUGCUUAGUGCUAGUGGUGGUGGUGUGUGGUGAUGGUGGUUCUCGUCUGUUACACAAAUCAUUAACAUUGUAUACUAUUUUGGUCAUGUAUAAAGGCGUGUGGUGGUUGUGGUAUGCAUGUAACGAUGGUGCUGUAUGGAAAGGACGGGGAAUGUUUGCUGGUGAUACAUUGUGUGGUGGCGGUGAUGGUAGAUGAAAAGUACUCAUUGACAGUGAUGGUGGUGGUAGUGGCUGGCAUGCACUGUACGAAAAACUAUUAGAGGGUAUGACACUGUAUUUUGGUCUUGUAUAGUGUAUGGUGGUUGUAGUGGGGGUGGAGAAAUGGGACUUAAAGGUAUUGUUGGGGGUGAUGUGCAUUAUACAAAACUAUGUAAAGAUAUGAAAAACUCUCCUUGUCUUGUAUAGUGUAUGGUGGUGGUGGUGGUGGAGGAAUGGUACUUAAAGGUAUUGUUGGGGGUGGUGUGCAUUAUACAACACUAUGUAAAGAUAUGAAAAACUCUUCCGGUCUUGUGGGAUGCAUGGUGAUGGUAGUGAUGGUGUUGUUGGGGUCGGUGGUGGGUGAUGCGCACUAUACAAAACUCUGUAAAGGUAUGAGACACUGUACUUGAGUCUUGUGUAACAUAUGGUGAUGGUGUAUAGUGGUGGAUUACACAACCACGUAUGUAUAUUAUAAUGAUUUAACUCCUCGUAUGGUCACUGUGGACCGUGGAACUAUAUUAACAUUUAUAAUCAUUUCCUCUAACUACUAAGUGGAUAAUAGAGGAAUGCCUGAUGUAUUAAGAUUAACAGAUUUUCGGCCCAAGUGGACACAUUCACACACUGUCUUCAUGUAUUAAUAAUCAUUCUCUUCACUCACUCGCAUGUGUUCCUCGCGUCGGGCUGGGCUGGACUGUGUUGUUACUGCUGCUGCCUCGUCCUCUUUCCCUCAUAAACAUAUAAGAGUGGGCCGCUGUCUAACUUAACAAUCCUUAUUAUUAUCUCACUAACAUUACCUCACUCAGAACAUUCGUGUAUGACUUGUGAUUGUCAUGUGAAGGUGAAAGGCUUAUUUCUUUUGUUUCUCUUUGCUAACCUGGCUAAAGUCACGGGAAUAAACGUAUAAAAAAGA